AUGGAAGGUAUCAAAGAUAAAAGCCUAUUGACAAGAUUUACGAGAAUACGCAAGAGACCUCAACAGCCUUUAACAGACCUCACCGAGCUGUACAGUCGAAUUGCUAAUGAAUCCAUAUACUACUUGAAGUUAGAGGAAAAGCAAGAGUACCGGAAGGCAGUACUUGGUUGGAAGGCACUAAAUACACAUGUCUUGUAUGAGUUGACACAAAUAGAACACCAAUAUCCUCACACACAACAUUUCACCAAGGAUGAAAUCAGCAUUCAGAAUGGGGUACGAGAAUUAUAUCACAAAAGCUUGCAGCACUUGGAACGAGUCACCAAGCUUCACCAGGGUGCUGAACCUGAAGCGUACUCUGCGGGGAAAUUAGCAUCAUCUUUUUCAAGGAGACCAGCACCCCCGGCUUCGGGUUCUAGAUCAAUGCUCAAAACAUUGAGGGACCCGAAAUUGCAAUACAAUAAAAACCACACCGCGUCAGCUCCAGCUAUCACCAAUGGGAAGCCUAAUAGCAGAAGCAACAGCCACAAUGCGAAAAUUAAUUUCACAACUUCGAAGCCCUUGAGGGCCGAGAAUGCCUUCAAUGGCUUUGAUGAGGAGCAGAACUUGAUAGAUUUUUCGGACGAUGACAAUGAUGUAAGCUCCAAGAGUGAGCCUGUGCUCGCAAGUGAUACAGCCAGUGACAAUGGCAUCGACUUUGAUGUGCAAGACUAUUUUGACGACUAUUUGGACGUCGAUCAAGAGGAGCUGAAACGGUUAGAGGCCUUCAAUAACUUAGAAGGAAUUCGCAGCGAAUUUAACGACUUUUCAAUGGCCACGAAAUCAUUGAGCCCUCAGGCAGCGGAUUCGCAAGCGAAGCCAACCCGAGUGGCGUCACCGCCGGCCCGAGAAAAAUUGAGACAGCGCCCUGCUCAAGCACCUGUAAUCAGAUCCGGGGCUUUGCCAAAAACAACGAACUCAUCCAUCAGCACAACUAAGCGUCCUGUAAGGAAAGAUGCGGACUCUUUGAGUACAUCCCGGCCGGUUGCCCAGAACUCAGCAUCGGCUCCCAUCGUUAAGAGCCGCGCUACAGCGGCGUCGACGAAAGACGUACCGAUAUUAAAUAAAAGAGUCUUAAGAGCACCUAAGCCAGCGAGUGGGGGGAAGGUCUCUGAAUCUAGAUCGACCAAGUCCAAACAGCCUGUUAGGGCUUCCCCUAUCAAUACUAUCAAGGGAGUUCAACAAAAACAGGGAGCCGCGUCUGCUGCACCAACAAAAGCACUACCAAAGCCCAAAUCACCUCCCCCCUCCACUAAAAGCCGAGGAGAGUCUGUGGUUCCCGCGUCAGAGGACAUAGACGAGAAAACGAUCAAAGAAGCCCUCGAAGAUGAAAUAAUCGAACAACUUAGAGGUAUUGAUAAGGCAGCGGCCAAACAGAUAUUUUCGGAAAUUGUUGUUCGCGGCGAUAAAGUGCACUGGGAUGACAUCGCAGGUUUAGAAGCAGCCAAAAAUUCUUUGAAAGAGGCGGUUGUAUACCCCUUCUUGAGGCCCGACUUGUUUAGGGGCUUAAGAGAACCAGUACGGGGAAUGCUGCUUUUUGGUCCUCCCGGUACAGGUAAAACUAUGCUGGCCAGGGCAGUAGCUACCGAGUCGAACUCGACAUUCUUCUCGAUCAGUGCCUCAAGUCUAACAUCAAAGUACUUGGGUGAAAGUGAAAAACUGGUUCGUGCCCUGUUUGCCAUUGCCAAGAAACUCUCGCCAUCGAUUGUGUUUGUCGACGAAAUCGACUCUAUCAUGGGAAGCAGGAAUAACGAUGGAGAGAAUGAGUCUAGUCGUAGGAUCAAAAAUGAGUUUUUGGUUCAAUGGUCAUCACUUUCGAGUGCUGCAGCUGGCAGUAAAGGUAAUGCCGCUGGGGCUAGUAAUGAAGAAGAGGAGGACGAACGAGUUUUAAUUUUGGGUGCUACCAACCUUCCCUGGAGCAUUGACGAAGCCGCUCGUAGGAGAUUCGUGAGACGGCAGUAUAUACCUCUCCCGGAGGUGGAGACCCGAAAAAAACAGCUUUCCAAGCUGCUAAUGCAUCAAACUCAUACUUUGACGGAAGAUGACUUUACAGAGCUUCUGGAACUCACGGAUGGAUAUUCCGGUAGCGACAUUACUUCGCUGGCCAAGGACGCAGCGAUGGGUCCCCUGCGAGAACUGGGUGACAAACUUCUUUCCACACGCCGUGAUCAAAUUCGGGCAAUUACAUUACAAGAUGUGAAGAACAGUUUGAGCUACAUCAAGCCAUCUGUCUCGAAGGACGGCUUGGAGCAGUACGAGGAAUGGGCCGAAAAAUUCGGUUCCUCGGGUGUGUAA
Molecule: messenger RNA, 2331 nt
Organism: Lachancea dasiensis
Lineage: Eukaryota; Fungi; Ascomycota; Saccharomycetes; Saccharomycetales; Saccharomycetaceae
Source: the annotation of a GenBank genome assembly